Messenger RNA from Microthlaspi erraticum, 1815 nucleotides. The record is from the annotation of a GenBank genome assembly. Lineage: Eukaryota; Viridiplantae; Streptophyta; Magnoliopsida; Brassicales; Brassicaceae.
AUGGUGAGAAUUCAGGAAGUGGAAUCGUUCUACGCCAAACUUCGCGAAUCAGCUACUUCAUCGUCUUCUCAGAAUCCUCUCCUGAUAUUCCCUUCAUCAUCCGACGUCGAUUCGAUUUGUGCGCUCAAGGUCAUAACUCACAUCCUCGAGUCGGAUUCGAUCCAGUAUUCGUGUUUCCCCGUAUCGUCGUUUCUGGAAAUCCACAAGUACGCAGGUCCCGGGCUGUGUUCUCCGUCGCCGGAGAAUCCCGUCACUAUACUUCUGAUCAAUUGGGGCUGUCACCGUGAUUUGAAGGUUGUGCUUAAGCUAGGUCCAGCGGCUCGUGUCUUCGUGGUGGAUAGUCACCGACCUAUUCAUUUGCAUAAUCUGAGCGAUCUGAAUGAGCAGGUUGUUGUUCUUCACACUGACGAUGAUGAGAGGCAAGCAGAUCUGGCUUACGAUUUCGAUGUGUUGAAAUUGGCGAACGAGAGCUUUCAGUUACAUGUAGAAAGAGAAGAUGGUGAUGAAUCUGAUGGUGACUACGAAGAAGAAGAAGAAGAGGAGGAUGAUGAGGAAGAGGAUGAAGAAGAGGAAGAGAGUGACGAUGGAGAUGGUGGUAGAGCAAGGAAGAGGAGGAAAAUGAAUGAUGGUGUGAAGAUUUUCAAGAAGCAGAAAAGGGACUAUUACAAAAUGGGGACUUUCCAUGGGAAGCCAUCUGGGUGUUUGUUGUUUGAGCUAUCAAACGUGUUGAGGAAGAACACAAACGAGCUGCUAUGGCUGGCUUGCGUUUCCUUGACUGAUCAGUUCGUUCACGAGAGGUUAACCGAUGAGAGAUACCAAGCCGCGGUGAUGGAGCUCGAGCAACACAUCAACAGCUCGGAGAACAAAGACAAGAUCACAUCUGUGACUCUGAAAGACGGCACCAAGGUUCGAGCACCAGACUGCUCAAGAAUCUCAUACGAAGAAGAGCCAAGGCUCAUGCUUCUCAGGGAGUGGACUCUAUUUGACUCCAUGCUCUGCUCAUCAUACAUUGCAACAAAGCUUAAGACUUGGAGCGACAACGGGAUCAAGAAGCUCAAGCUUCUUCUGGCUCGUAUGGGGUUUGCGCUUAUCGAGUGUCAGCAGAAGUUUCCGUACAUGAACAACGAGGUGAAGAGGAAGAUGAAGCAAGAGUUUGAUCGGUUUCUGCCGGAGUAUGGUCUAAACGAUUUCUACUACCGAAGUUUCUUGAGGCUUCAUGGUUAUAGCUCAAGGGUCUCUGCAGCGGAUGUUGUGUACGGUAUCACAGCUCUUCUUGAAUCGUUUCUUGGCUCAGGUGGCUCCUCUGCUUCGAAACAGUUCGGUGAAGCUUAUGACGCUCUCUCUUUGAACAAUCUGGAUAAACUUCGGUUAGGGAUGCAACAAGCGAUCAAAGUUCAAAGAGCGAUUCUUAGACAGGGAAGUGCAGCGAUCAUGAAAACCGGAUGCAUCAGAAGCGGUAGGAAGUUCAGAUGGGUGAAGAUUGAGGAUUCAAUUGAUGCAAAGUAUUUGGGAUAUCCUCAGGCGUUGACUAAGUUCUGUUACUUUCUGAUGGAUGCUUUGAGAGAGAAAGGAGCGAGAAUGAAACCAAUGCUAUGCGCCUGCGCUUCGCAGCAGCCAGGGAAGAUACUUGUGGUUGGAGUUUGUGGGAAGCCGCGGCUUGGAGCGGUCAGAGGGAAUGCGUUUGGGAACGCGUUUAGAAAAGCAGCUCAAGAGAGUAGAGCUGAUUACUUUCAUGAGCUGUUUGAGUCUUCUUGGAUCGUUUUGGAUGCUUCUGCGGUUAACUCUUUCAUGAUUAGAUUAACUGAGAAGCUUUGA